Exaiptasia diaphana is the source of this 1531-nucleotide messenger RNA. RefSeq names its product multiple inositol polyphosphate phosphatase 1. Lineage: Eukaryota; Metazoa; Cnidaria; Anthozoa; Actiniaria; Aiptasiidae. Gene Ontology annotation, molecular function: inositol phosphate phosphatase activity; acid phosphatase activity. The record is from RefSeq and is a predicted model, not a curated record.
AAAAUGGCAGCCAUAUCUGUUGGAAUUUCAGCGCUAUUUCUCCUUGUCCUUUUGCAAAUAAGCUCAACAUCGAAAACGCCAAAAAAGUUCCUAUUCAGCGACAAAACACCGUACCAUUACAGCCGAAAAACCAUCCAAAAACCACCUAAUUGUGACCCAGUUCACAUUAGUAUGGUGAUACGACACGGAUCUCGUUAUCCCGGAAAACUACAAGUCAAAAAGAUGAAAUCUUUGUUGAAAAAGUUAAACACACUCUACCCACCCAACUCAACUUUUCGAUACAAGGGCCUUUCACUGCCUUGGACUAUACCAAAAGACGUACUUGACUCCGAAAGUAAAGAAAUGUCUAGAUUAGGUUCGCAGGAGAUGUACUCGAUUGCUCAGCGCUUCCUUGCUCAUUUUCCUKGCGUCUUGAGGCAUGGGUAUUCCAACACGAACUACGGUUUUGUUGCUACCGACAAGCUGAGGUCGAGUCAAAGUGCUACCGCUUUUGCGCAAGGGCUUUUUGAUGGAAAAGGACAUCUUGGUUCCUCCAAAUACCAACCAAUAGCCGUGAAAUCGUCGGGGGAAUACAACAACGACUAUACCUUAAGAAUAUUCGAGUCUUGUCCCAAAUGGCAGCGAAUCACUAGAAAGGAGCGCGCACGCUCAGAGCAUUCAAAAUUCAUAAAUGGCCCAGAAAUGCGAAAGGUUAUACGUAAAAUUUCUAAAAGAUUGAAACUAGGCAAGAAAUUCCUUCUUCGCCCAAAGAUGGUCGUGGAUAUCUUCCUCAUGUGUGCCUUCGGGGUGCAAGCCGACAGUGCCGAUGGGAGCUGGUGURAGAUUUUUGAAGAGAGCGACCUAAAGGUACUGGAAUAUCUUCAAGAUUUGAAGCUCUACUGGGACCGCAGCUACGGUCGAAAGAUAAACUUCAAGAUGGGCUGUGCGCUAUAUACUGAGAUUAUAAAUAGCUUUCAAAGAUUUAUCCAGAAAGGGAAACCACACGGUGUUUUUCGAUUUGCUCAUACUGGGACUGUGAUUCCACUUUUCACUAUGCUUGGAUUAUACAACGAUACUGUACCUCCCCGUGCGGAUAAUUUUGUAAGGCAAAAGAACCGGAAGUUUCGUAUAUCUAACGUCGUUCCAAUGGGGGCUAAUGUAGCCUUUGUUCUGUAUACAUGCAAAGGGAAAGCCACGAACAGAAGUAGUAAUGCUAACAGUUGCCAAGAUCAUUGUCAAGGCAAGAAGCCCUUGGUUGUAUCUGACCUAAAGAUCCAGUUGCUAGUCAAUGAGGCCGCUGUACCUAUCCCUGCUUGUCAUGGGCGCACAUUCUGUGGGCUACAGCGAUUUUUGUCUCACUACGCUCACAUCAAAGAUAACUGUAAMAUUCAGAAGAUAUGUCGAACGAGGCUAAAGUGUAGGAAAGGAUUCAUUAAUAAGGGUCCUGCAGAUUAGUAUCCUCGUAGCUGUAUUAGUUUCCGUCACGCAACACACUCCUUGGGCCGGCUUUCGUAUAUUUCCGGUUAGGAACAUCAGUAGAAUUUACAGCAUC